AUGCCGAUUCUUGGCGACUUUGCGAAAGCUACGUUGAAGGCGGCAGUUGUACAAGCGGAAAAUCGAAAUCGGUUAUUGGAGGAAGACUCCUGCUGGCGAGAACGCGAGAAAGAAAAAGAUCCGAAUCGCCCGAAAAAUCGCUUCAAAUUGGAAAAGGAAAGUCCAGAAAAGAGACGAAAGCGAAAACAAGUUCUGCCAGCAAAAGAGAUCGGCCCUGAUCUGCCACCCGACCGCUACCGGUUCUUCAAAGCUCCUCCGAAAAAGAACGAAGAAGAAAAAGCAUCGAGCGCCGAGAAACAAGGCACCAAAAAGUCCCGUAGUCGUUCAAGAUCUCCCCAUGCUCAUAACGAGGUAGUCAAAAACAAAAAAAAAGCAAUCAUGGACGAUCAAGAUUCGGACGUUUGCCGAGUAUGCCGAAUGGAAGGCACAGCCAAGCGCGCUCUCUUCCAUCCAUGCCACUGCUCAGGCUCGAUUCGCUUCGUUCAUCAAGAAUGUCUUGUCGAAUGGCUCCGUGUAUCCAAAAAGGAUUUCUGCGAGUUAUGCAAUCACAAGUUCGCGUUCAAGCCGAUUUACUCGGCCGACAUGCCCGCUAGAAUACCCAUCUCCGAGUUCAUUACCGGCCUGAUUCGUUCCCUCCUUCGUGCUAUCGGCUGUUGGCUUCAUUACACGGCCGUUGCUCUUGCCUGGCUUGGUUUCGUUCCGCUUCUAACUUGCCGUAUAUUCUACUGUUUAUUUUCUUCGUCUACUUCGUUCUACAAACUUGCAAUGGAGCCACUUUUUUCCACAGAGUACUUUAUGCGCGACAUUGUCACCGGUGGCUUUAUCGUUGGCUGCACCAUGGGCAUUUUUGUGUGUUUGCUCUAUCUUCGGGAGCAAUUCAUCCAAGGCGCAUUUCAAAACAUGCUGCAGAACAACGCAGAAGAAGCGGUUAAUAUUCAGCAGCAGAUGAUAAACGAUAUUCUCGCGGCUGAAGAUCACUGGAACCUUGAAGAAGAGAUCAUGGGUCCGAUUCACGAAGGAAUGCAGCGGCUCGAAGAACUUGCAGAGGAGCAAGCAGCGCUUGAAGACCGAAUUGAAAAUCCUCUGGAGGCCAUGCUUCAAGAAAAUCUUGAGCAAGAAAGAGCCGCUCGAGAAGAGCUUGUUCGUGCUCAAAGGGAGCUCGACGCUCUACAACGCCGGAUAGGCAACUUUCCAGCUCAAGAAGAUGAUGAAGUCAUCUUUAACGAGGCUGAAAAUGUUGAGCCAGCUGAACAAUGGAAUCUGGAAGAGCUGACUUGGGAGCGUAUGCUCGGCUUGGAUGGCUCCUUCGUCUUCUUGGAGCAUGUUUUUUGGGUUGUUUCGCUCAACACACUCUUCAUUUUCGUCUUCGCGUACACACCCUAUCAUGUCGGAAAAAGCAUUUACACCACAUUGCACAUUCUCUCGGUUGUUGAGUCUUCUCAGCUUGCUGGUGGCUUGUUUACACUCACAGGCUACGUUUUCUUCGCGUUUAUUUUCCUGAUGUUCCACCUCAUUUCCUCGAAGAUGAACAUGGAGAAGCUCAGUAACCUGGCGAAAAUCUGCUACAUGUGUAUCAAAGUAGGAAUUCUACUCGUUGUCUGUAUGAUUAUCAUGCCUAUCAUAUGUGGCUGGUGGAUCGACAUUUGUUCCCUUUCAAUGCUCAAUGCUACACUUUCGGAUCGACUCGUUUCUUAUCGAGCAUCUCCGGGAGCAUCGUUUGGAUUCCACUGGCUCUUUGGUGCGUUGUUUAUCUUCUACUUUGGGACUUUUCUGAUCUUCACGAAGGAAGUGCUUCGCCCUGGACUUCUCUGGUUCAUGCCAAACUUGAACGAGCCGGACUUCAGUCCGAUCAGGAGAUUGAUGAAUCAACGCCUCGUCCAUCAUCUACGCCGUUUCCUCGUUUACAUCGCUGUCUUUGGAUUGUCAAUUUUGUUCAUCAUCGCCGUUCCUGUUAAAUUCAUCAAAUGGGCAGUACCUGAUUUUCUCCCCUAUCGUGUUUUCGCGAUUUCGGACGAGCCACUAAAUCAUGUAUCUCUUGAGCUCGUCACUCUUCAAGUUUUCCUUCCUACCUUGCUCGAGCAAACUCAUAUCAAGUUUUUCUUGAAGUCUCUGAUUCGUCUUUGGGCUGAGCUUGUCGGCUGGGCUCUUGGCUUGAGAGGAUAUCUACUUGGAGAGCGGCUCGCGGAUAGUAAUGAAGGAGACCAAAGAAAUCAGCCUGGCUUCCUACGUGGCGCGGUUGAGAACGACGAAGACGGACAAAAUCAAGAGCAAGACGAGGAUAUUUUCUGGAACCCGGAACAUAUCAACGAUGACCGAAAUGAAAUCCGAACUCAUCAUCUUUUUCAAAAGCCAUCCCGCUUCCGCGGCCGAGUUGGCGUACUCUUGUUUGUCGUUGCUAUUUCAAUCUCGUCCUGUGCUGCUUCUGCAAUUUACUUUCCAGUGUUGAUGGGUAGGAAGAUUUUAGCGUACACUGUUGGCCACAAACGCAGGGUGCACGAAAUGUAUACGCUCUUUCUCGGACUGUUCGUUUGCUGGCUGCCUCUGCUUGGCAUCACGAUCGUCUCACGAUGGGCUCCGAAGGGAUGGAAGUUCAUGGCGAAGAACCUCGCUCGAUCUAUCAAAAUCGCCGUAAAAAUUUCAACAGCAUUCGUUCUCGUUGCUGGAGUAACUGCUCUCCUGAUGGGCCUUCUCUUCGACUACGCAAUAUUAACGCCUCUGCGAGUGCAACAGUACCAAACACCUAUAACCUAUGCACUGGUUGACUGGGCGUUCGGCGCUGUUCACGUCAAAAUCUGCAUUGCAUUUACUUUGCUGGGUCCGAAUUGGUGGCUUAGAGAUGCUCUCGAGACAAUUUAUAAUCGGGGCGCUAGAAACUUUCGCUUGCGCAACUUCUUGUGGACAGUUGUCUGGCCAGUGGCGUCUGGACUUAUUGUGCUUCUAUCUGUUCCGUUUAUAAUCAGCUAUUCAAUUCUACCGCUGAUGUCAUUCCAAGAAGACUUGCUCGUCCGCUUCCAGCGAAAAGUCUAUCCCAUGUUCUGUUUCGGAGUACUGGGAAUGUUCCUUCUUCACAUUCAAUACCAACAGCUCUGUCGACUGAUAGAAGGCAUCAAAAAUGCAAAGUACAUGGUUGGCCAGCGACUGGUGAACUUCGAGCCCGAGCGCAAAAAGGCAGCAAAUCAUUCUACCGCCAUUUCAGAUUAG
Messenger RNA from Oikopleura dioica, 3201 nucleotides. The record is from the annotation of a GenBank genome assembly. NCBI's taxonomy places the organism in Eukaryota, Metazoa, Chordata, Appendicularia, Copelata, Oikopleuridae.